Anguilla anguilla (European eel) is the source of this 6070-nucleotide messenger RNA. RefSeq names its product zinc finger protein 644-like. Gene Ontology annotation, molecular function: RNA polymerase II cis-regulatory region sequence-specific DNA binding; DNA-binding transcription factor activity, RNA polymerase II-specific. The record is from RefSeq and is a predicted model, not a curated record. NCBI's taxonomy places the organism in Eukaryota, Metazoa, Chordata, Actinopteri, Anguilliformes, Anguillidae. Bases 744 to 4511 code for a protein of 1255 amino acids. Gene Ontology annotation, biological process: regulation of transcription by RNA polymerase II. Gene Ontology annotation, cellular component: nucleus. The transcript is spliced from 10 exons.
UCCAAUCAAACCAACCGACACUUUGAAGAAUUUUUCUACAUUCUAACUGGAAUAAUCCAAUUUUUUUGAUAGGGGAUCCGUGUCAUUUCGGACGAAUAUGAUACCUAUAAGCAAAUUCAAAUAAAAAGCAUUCGAUGUCAAAACAUUUGAUACAACCUUCGUGUUAUACUGUGUCUUGCAAAUUUGUCGAAAAAAUAUAUCAGUGCAAAUCAUAAAUGCUACACCUGCUCUCACUAACAUCCCUCUCGGAGGUGUAUCUAGUUUAAGCUGCAGAAAACUGGCAAAAUGGCGGCUGUGAAAUGGAUGGAGGACGAAAGCGAACAAUAAUCUACUGUAACAACUAACUUGCUUAUUUCUACGUUCUCGACAUUGGAGAGCUUAACCCUAUUCAAAAUGUGGAUCCUUGUGACCAGUCAAGGCACCCGCAUUUCCCAGAAUAUGAGUAUUAUGUAAUCAGAUAAUUGUCGGCAACAAACUCCCACAGGGGCAUCUGCAUCUCCGAUACUACUGCUAUCUGCCAUUACUUGUGUCUUUUGACCUGCAUCAAGAUGCGUCUUCAGAAAGAUAAGCACACAAUGAUGAUGCGCAAAUGCACUUCCUGGACAACACAACAAGUAACACAAGGGCGAAGUAGCACAAGGUGGGUUUCAGGAAAGCAUUGGGAGAUGCAGAUGAAUUUUUGGUGCAGGCUGCUUUCUCAGCUGCAUUUCAGUCAUCCCUCAGCAUGAGAAUAACCUGCAGAAAUGGCUGAUUUGAAACAGUAUGUGAAAGAGGAGACUAAUAUGGACUCAAAGGCUGACAGGCCGGACAUCACUCAGGAAUCAUUAAAGAAUCAGACGUCCUCUCCGAAGAACAAUACUUCAAGUCUGCCGGCGCAGCUGUCCUCGGACAGCCGCGAGGAAGCCGCGAGCGGAGCCCAGCCGACUCCAUUUGUACACACCGGCGUCCCGGCGGUUCCCCGCGCAGGCGACGCAUUGCCUACAGGAGCACUUGUUAAUGGACCUGCUUCACACCCCACCUCAGAUGAGCCCAGCGCCCCGAACAAAGGCGGCGUUUCGCCGCGCAAGGCCCCGCCCGCCGAGAGCGCCGGGAGGCUCUCCAGCCCCCGGGCGCCGGACCCGCCCGGCGCGCUCCGGCCAGACGCUCUGAAAAACGCGGCGGGGCCCUUCCCAGAUACGCCGCCGGGGCGGCCCGGCGCCAUCGGCAACAGAUCCGAAGCGCUUAGGGGCGGACCGCCGUCCAGGAAGAGUGGGAACGAAGCGCCAACCGGCCAGACGGGGGCGGGAUGCGUGACUAGCGGCCGGACGAUGUGGGACUUCCAAACGGAGUCUUCGGAGAACUCCUCGGAUGAUUGUGGUCCGGGCUGGGGCCCCCGGAAGAGAUUCGCACGGCGCCUGUGGAUUGACUGCCGCGGGGAGGAAGAUGAGGAGGAGGAGGGUUCUGCGAAAAAGGCCGAAACUGUGCCUCUGUCCGUCAGCCAAAGGUGGAGAAAACGCAAGGUGGACACGGCAGAAGUGCCGGGCCUGAGUCCCGCCUCCAAAACCUUGCAGUCCAAUGAGUGCCCCUCAUCCAAUAAUGGAGUGCUUUCCUUCAGGAGAAAGCCUGGCUUACAGUCCUCCAUGGAUUCGAGCGAAACUGUAGUGGCCAUCAAGCAGCUCAUCGCACGCGCCCCAGCAAAAAAGAACUUCGACGGCAACGGCUUCAGCCAGGCGGACGGUUUCUCCUUGGCGGGCGGAAAAUUUAUGCAGCCGAAAACCGAGUCGUCGACAGGCUCGGGCUCAGAAGAAGAGCCCUCCUUUUUCCCGUGCACAAAGUGCAACGUUAAUUUUGAGGAGAAAAGGCAUUUGCACAGGCACAUGAUGUAUCAUUUAGACGGGCAUAAUCAGGCUCGUCACGUAAACGCUCCGCAGCCCUUCAUCUGCAAGGAGUGCGGGCGCUCGUUCCGCGACCGCGGCUCCCUGCUGAAGCACAUGACCAUCCACCAGGAGAGACGCGAGAAGCUCAUGGAGGAGAUCAAGGGGCUGAGCGAGCUUCAGGACGAAGGCCGGGCCGCGGGGCUGCAGUGCCCCCAGUGCGUUUUCGGAACCAGCUGCCCCAAGACGUUCGUCCAGCACGCCAAGACGCACGAGAAGGACAAAAGGCGCCACGCGGCCGCGGCCGAGCGCGAGCCGGAGACUCACCCGCGCGCCGCCCACCGCGUCGCGUGCGCGCCCAGGUACGCGCCGGCGAGGGGGACGCUCGCGUUCGAGAAGAACGAGGCGCGCGUUCCCAUCUUCUUCUCCUGCAGAGUGUGCCCUUUCAGCGCUCAAAGCGAAAGCACUCUGGUGAAGCACGUCGAGCUCGCACACCGGCAGCUGUACGCAAGCGAUUUUGAAAGGCCGUCCUAUGAUGAAACGAAUGACUACACGUUUCAGCCACAGUUUCCUAGAGAAUCCCAAAAAGCAGAUUCACAAAGGCUGCAGCUGAGUCCAAAGUUUUGUAUACAAAGACAGGCUUUCAGGAAAAGAGCAGAGUUGCCCUUUUGGUCUGACCUGUUCAUAAAAAGUAAAUCCACACAGAAAGCUCGCAAAGGUUUCGCCUCCUCGCCGUCCAGAUGGAGUCUCGGCAAUUCGACAAACAAGCUGUCACCGUUCUCCAGACAAAGUGACAAGCCAAGCAAAUUAUCUCUUCAGCCGGCUGAAAAAAUAGACGUAACAACAGGUCUUCCAUAUGACGAGGACUGCAAGAACGACCAAGAAUUUGGAAGCAUGUUUUCAGGAAAUGCAGAGAUGCCAAAAUCUAUCUUAAGCUGCUACAAGCCACUUGUACCCAAAAUGGAGUCUAGCUCCACUUACUACGUGGGCUAUGAUUCUGACAAUGGCAGAGGGGAUAACGAGGAGCCAGACAGCAGUCGUUUAACCACGCCGCCUGUCACAAAAAAGUCUCCCUCCAAAAGGAAAAUGUCCACCCCGUAUCACAACACCACAGACAGAACAACUCACGUAAUAUUAUCCAAACAUGAGCACGCUGCGAAGAGGCACAUUUCUGAGGACAGCUGCGAGGACACCUACGAUUUCAGCGACUACACCAGCGAAGCCACCGCCAACUUCCUGGACUGCAGCGAAAACGAACAGAACCCCUACGCCCGCAGCUACUUCAUACGGAGGCAGAGGGGCCCCAUCAAGAAGAGCCGCGGCCCGUCGGCGGACAUGUUCGAGAGGCACUGCGAGGAGAGGGGCCGCAGCGAAAUCCAGCGGUUCACGGUAAAGGAGGAGUGCGUGGAAGUCGCCCUGGGGCCCCCCGAGUCUGCGUCGGGUCCCCAGAUGAUCGACUCCCCGGACUUCGACGCGUCCCUGUUCGGCGCGGAGCGGAGGUCCUGUCCGUACUGCCCUGCCAUGUUCGAGUCCGGGGUGGGCUUGUCCAAUCACGUCCGCGGACACCUGCACAGGGUGGGACUGAGCUACGACGCCCGUCACGUGGUGACGCCCGAGCAGGUGGCCUCCCGCGACCGCACGCUGCGCGUUCGCAAGAAGGCCCCGCCCACAUCCCGACGAAUCAAGAAAGCAGAAAAGCAGGAGUCGCAGAUGGAACACACUUGUCCCCUGUGCGGGGGGUGGUUUGACACCAAGACCGGGCUCUCAAAUCACGUGCGCGGCCACCUUAAGCGAAUCGGGAAGACGAUCUCGAGCACGAGCAAAUCCCCGGUGUGCAUUCUCAACGAGAUGAUGAAGGACGAGGAGGAGCACCAGAACAUUCUGCAGGUGCUCAACAAGAAGCGCUUCCUCUCCAGGCCUUUCGUUUCCCAAAAGUUUGCCAGCAGCGACGGCCUGUUCCUCACCCCGACCGGGAUCCCAGUCAAGAUCCAGCACGCCGGCCAAGACGGCAAACCGUGGGGCCCGAGCGUGCCGCGACCGGACAAGGAGGGCCUGGAGAAGCCUGAACUCGCGGCGAGGGGGCCCCCCUCAAGUUCUUUGAUAGAGCUGCUCGAGAAGAAGAAGCUAGUCGAGGAGCUCGAGCUAAAGAACUGCUCCCAAAGCAUCAGGAAGCACUUCACAAUGUCCCUUCCGAAUCAGAGCAGUGCUGGAACAGGAGUCAUCGGCUGGCCGCAAGAGAAAAGUGAAAUAACCAAGAAAGUGUGCCUGCACUGUAACGCGACCUUCCCGAGCGCAGUCAGCCUGUCCAAUCACCUGCGAGCGUACGCGCGGCGGAAGAGAGCGGCCUUGCUGGAAGGAACGAGUUAUGACUGUAAACAGAAGAAGCCGAGAUCGAGGCCCGGGCCUAAGAAGAAGAUAUUUGCACUGCCGCACUCGGCCGACGAGAUCUACAGGCUCACCUGCAGGUUCUGCGACCUAGUCUUCCAGGGUCCCCUGUCCGUGCAGGAGGACUGGAUCAAGCACUUACAGCGGCACAUCAUGAACGCCAGUGUCCCGUGCACGGGGGCGGGCAUGGUGGAGGUGACCGCCCUGCCUGCGGAACCCCCCUCCACGCCCGAGGAGACAGCGCCCCCGCUGGUGCCACAGGCAGCAUCCUAAGCCAAGGAACGCACUUUAGUUCAUUGACUCACUAUUUCACUUUAAGUCAACUGUACAUAUGUAAACAUAAAUGCAUAUAAAUAUAUAGAGAGAUCAUUUUCUUAUUGUGUAUACAUGGCUCCCCUUCCCCAUUUUUUAUAUCGCUGCCCUCUAAAAAGUGCAAACUGUGUGAUUGACUGUAGUUAAAACUCAUUGAUGGUGCAUCAAAGACAAUGACACAUACACCAGAUAGUCUAUAUAUCUGUGUGUAGCAUUUGAAAUGCAGUGUUGCAAUAUAUAGGAUAUAUAGUAAGAUAUAUUAUAUAUGUCUUACUGGGGUCCAUUUUAUGAUUCCGAUAUAGGUAAUUUUAUUUGUUUCCAUUGCCAAUGCCAACCCACUACCACAAAAUGCAACUCUCAUACCUCAGACUGUGUCAGAUACUUUGUCCAUUAGGUCAAGAGUGGUGUAUGGCAGCUACGCUAAUUAGCUUCCAUCCAUAGAGUCUACAGUUGUACAGUUCAACAGUGAACGUCCUGGCUAACUUAUUUAUUGUCAGGCAAUGUACACUUUUGCCUGGUAGGCUUUUUAAUUAUGCUUAUCAAGAUUAAGCUCACAAACUCACUUUUUAUCAUCAAUUACACAGAGAUAUUCAUCUUUGUAACCAGAAUCACCAUGCCGAUAAGCAUCAGUUUCAUUUUCUAUACAAAUUACUUGAAUAAAAGUGCAGUGAACAUUUGCCAAUGGAACAGCCAUUUCUAACUCUUACCAGUAGCCUCUCAAUAUCACGCAAUAUAAAGUUUAUGACUUACAUGUAUUUCUGUAGUAUUUAUUACUUAUUGAAGCUCAUAAAUAUGUAGUAUUUAUGUUUAAUUCUGUAACUACUGCAGUAACUGACUCAUAAUGAAAAACGUAUAGAACCAGAUUUAACAUUCAGCAAGGUGUUUUAAUUGCUCAUUUUAGUGUAAACCAUAUGGAUAUGGUGCUGAAAACUUAUAUAUGGUAUGACUCGUAAAUGUCUGAAAGGGCUCCAAGGGAGGUGCUUUGAAAUUGAUUUGUUGGAUCUACCAAUCUUGCAUAAGUCAGAUUUUGUAACGGGCAUCUUUUUUGUAUGUCCAUGGUAUAUCUUAACCCUUUCUUUUGGGGUUCAUUUGCAAAAAUAUACCUUUUCCAGGACACUCAGUAUAUAUAUUUCUCCACUCGCAAAAGCUAUGUUUGUUAAAACUAUAUAAUUGUAAAAUGAAUACUUCAACCAAAACUCCCUUGGUGUCCUGGAAGGAUCUGUUUUACUAAUCCUGGUUAAAAUGUAUGUUUCUUUGCACAAAAUGCCACAAAAUCUAGGCAGGCAUCUAUAUUUGAGUUUUCGAUGUAUUGUAUACAAGAUAUUCUUUCAGAUUCUUGCUGUAGAUAUAGCAACUUAUGGUAAAAUAAAAUAAGGAAUAUACUCUUCUUUUUAUUUGACUGCAUAUGUUUUUAUCUAUUUGCAAGACAGUGCAAAAAAGACAGCUUGGUUCAUCCCUCAUGGUGAAAUUAUCCAGACAACAUAUGAAAUAUUGGAAGAAUAAACCUUUGCGAGAAUCCA